AGUUGCCGGGCGGGGGAGGGCGCGUCCGGUUUUUCUCAGGGGACGUUGAAAUUAUUUUUGUAACGGGAGUCGGGAGAGGACGGGGCGUGCCCCGACGUGCGCGCGCGUCGUCCUCCCCGGCGCUCCUCCACAGCUCGCUGGCUCCCGCCGCGGAAAGGCGUCAUGCCGCCCAAAACCCCCCGAAAAACGGCCGCCACCGCCGCCGCUGCCGCCGCGGAACCCCCGGCACCGCCGCCGCCGCCCCCUCCUGAGGAGGACCCAGAGCAGGACAGCGGCCCGGAGGACCUGCCUCUCGUCAGGCUUGAGUUUGAAGAAACAGAAGAACCUGAUUUUACUGCAUUAUGUCAGAAAUUAAAGAUACCAGAUCAUGUCAGAGAGAGAGCUUGGUUAACUUGGGAGAAAGUUUCAUCUGUGGAUGGAGUAUUGGGAGGUUAUAUUCAAAAGAAAAAGGAACUGUGGGGAAUCUGUAUCUUUAUUGCAGCAGUUGACCUAGAUGAGAUGUCGUUCACUUUUACUGAGCUACAGAAAAACAUAGAAAUCAGUGUCCAUAAAUUCUUUAACUUACUAAAAGAAAUUGAUACCAGUACCAAAGUUGAUAAUGCUAUGUCAAGACUGUUGAAGAAGUAUGAUGUAUUGUUUGCACUCUUCAGCAAAUUGGAAAGGACAUGUGAACUUAUAUAUUUGACACAACCCAGCAGUUCGAUAUCUACUGAAAUAAAUUCUGCAUUGGUGCUAAAAGUUUCUUGGAUCACAUUUUUAUUAGCUAAAGGGGAAGUAUUACAAAUGGAAGAUGAUCUGGUGAUUUCAUUUCAGUUAAUGCUAUGUGUCCUUGACUAUUUUAUUAAACUCUCACCUCCCAUGUUGCUCAAAGAACCAUAUAAAACAGCUGUUAUACCCAUUAAUGGUUCACCUCGAACACCCAGGCGAGGUCAGAACAGGAGUGCACGGAUAGCAAAACAACUAGAAAAUGAUACAAGAAUUAUUGAAGUUCUCUGUAAAGAACAUGAAUGUAAUAUAGAUGAGGUGAAAAAUGUUUAUUUCAAAAAUUUUAUACCUUUUAUGAAUUCUCUUGGACUUGUAACAUCUAAUGGACUUCCAGAGGUUGAAAAUCUUUCUAAACGAUACGAAGAAAUUUAUCUUAAAAAUAAAGAUCUAGAUGCAAGAUUAUUUUUGGAUCAUGAUAAAACUCUUCAGACUGAUUCUAUAGACAGUUUUGAAACACAGAGAACACCACGAAAAAGUAACCUUGAUGAAGAGGUGAAUGUAAUUCCUCCACACACUCCAGUUAGGACUGUUAUGAACACUAUCCAACAAUUAAUGAUGAUUUUAAAUUCAGCAAGUGAUCAACCUUCAGAAAAUCUGAUUUCCUAUUUUAACAACUGCACAGUGAAUCCAAAAGAAAGUAUACUGAAAAGAGUGAAGGAUAUAGGAUACAUCUUUAAAGAGAAAUUUGCUAAAGCUGUGGGACAGGGUUGUGUCGAAAUUGGAUCACAGCGAUACAAACUUGGAGUUCGCUUGUAUUACCGAGUAAUGGAAUCCAUGCUUAAAUCAGAAGAAGAACGAUUAUCCAUUCAAAAUUUUAGCAAACUUCUGAAUGACAACAUUUUUCAUAUGUCUUUAUUGGCGUGCGCUCUUGAGGUUGUAAUGGCCACAUAUAGCAGAAGUACAUCUCAGAAUCUUGAUUCUGGAACAGAUUUGUCUUUCCCAUGGAUUCUGAAUGUGCUUAAUUUAAAAGCCUUUGAUUUUUACAAAGUGAUCGAAAGUUUUAUCAAAGCAGAAGGCAACUUGACAAGAGAAAUGAUAAAACAUUUAGAACGAUGUGAACAUCGAAUCAUGGAAUCCCUUGCAUGGCUCUCAGUAAGUAGCUAAAUAAUUGAAGAAAUUCAUUCAUGUGCAUAUGGCUAACAAAUUAUUGUUAGUGAGAGGUGUUUCUUAACAUCUACCUCAAGAACAUAUAGGGAAUUUAAUGAAUAAUGUUAUUUCAGUCUAUAGCCCAAGGAUCAAGUGGAAUAUUAGAAUGGAGCUUUAAUCGAGCACCCUAAACCAUCUAAUACAGCACAGUGAUUUAUUUAAGAAUAGCUUUUCUUAAAACAUGCCACUUUAAAACAAAACGGAUUUUUUUUUUAUACUUUAAGUUCUAGGGUACAUGUGCACAACGUGCAGGUUUGUUACAUAUGUAUACAUGUGCCAUAUUGGUGUGCUGCACCCAUUAACUUGUCAUUUACAUUAGAUAUAUCUCCUAAUGCUAUCCCUCCCUCCUCUCCCUACCCCAUGACAGGCCCCAGUGUGUGAUGUUCCCCACCCUGUGUCCACGUGUUCUCAUUGUUCAUUUCCCACCUAUGAGUGAGAACAUGCAGUGUUUGGUUUUCUGUCUUGGCAAUAGUUUGCUCAGAAUGAUGGUUUCCAGCUUCAUCCAUGUCCCUACAAAGGACAUGAACUCAUCCUUUUUUAUGGCUGCAUAGUAUAUAUGUGCCACAUAUUCCAUGGUAUAUAUGUGCCACAUUUUCUUACUCCAGUCUAUUAUUGUUGGACAUUUGGGUUGCUUCCAAGUCUUUGCUAUUGUGAAUAGUGCCACAAUAAACAUACGUGUGCAUGUGUCUUUAUAGCAGCAUGAUUUAUAAUCCUUUGGGUAUAUACCCAGUAAUGAGAUGGCUGGGUCAAAUGCUAUUUUUGGUUUUAGAUCCUUGAGGAAUCGCCACACUGUUGAACUAGUUUACAGUCCCACCAACAGUGUAAAAGUGUUCCUAUUUCUUCACAUCCUCUCCAGCAUCUGUUGUUUCCUGACUUUUUAAUGAUCGCCAUUCUAACUGGUGUGAGAUGGUAUUUCAUUGUGGUUUUGAUUUGCAUUUCUCUGAUGGCCAGUGAUGAUGAGCAUUUUUUCAUGUGUCUUUUGGCUGCAUAAAUGUCUUCUUUUGAGAAGUGUCUGUUCAUAUCUUUCACCCACUUUUUGAUGGGGUUGAUUUUUUCUUGUAAAUUUGUUUGAGUUCUUUGUAGAUUCUGGAUAUUAGCCCUUUGUCAGAUGGGUAGAUUGUAAAAGUUUUCUCCCAUUCUGUAGGUUGCCUGUUCACUCUGAUCGUAGUUUCUUUUGCUGUGCAGAAGCUCUUUAGUUUAAUUAGAUCCCAUUUGUCAAUUUUGGCUUUUGUUGCUAUUGCUUUUGGUGUUUUAGUCAUGAAGUCCUUGCCCAUGCCGAUGUCCUGAAUGGUAUUGCCUAGGUUUUCUUCUAGGGUUUUUAUGGUUUUAGGUCUAACAUUUAAGUCUUUAAUCCAUCUUGAAUUAAUUUUUGUACAAGGUGUAAGGAAGGGAUCCAGUUUCAGCUUUCUACAUAUGGCUGGCCAGUUUUCCCAGCACCAUUUAUUAAAUAGGGAAUCCUUUCUCCAUUUCUUGUUUUUGUCAGGUUUGUCAAAGAUCAGAUGGUUGUAGAUGUGUGGUAUUAUUUCUGAGGGCCCUGUUCUAAACCAAAACAGAAUUCUUUAAAGUAUUUAGAUAAUUUAUUUAAAGUACAGUUGUUAUAUAUUUGAAAAUGCAAAUGUCUGCUCUUAAAUUGUGAGAUUAUGCUAUUUAGAUUAUUAAAAAGUGCAUUUUUUUCUUGUUAAAUAUAGUAGGAUUCAUUUUUUCCCAUUAUUAAAGUAUAAAAAUGUAUACUAUUGUUCAAUUAUAGGUAUUGGUUCAAUCAAUAUAGGGGCACAAAUUAUAUUGUCUAGGAUUCUCUUUAUAGCAUUAUAACUAUUGAUAAGGCUUUUGUUUUAAUAAAAGUGGCAACUUGAGGUUAUGCUCUUCAAAUCAACAUAGUUGGAUAAUACUUUGUGAAUCAUCAGUUUUGUAAAUUAAUGGUUUCUUUUGAAACUGUGUUGCAUGCUAAGUAUAUAUCUUUUAAUUUGUAUCAGUAUAUAGAAGUGGUAAUUAAAAAAUUAAGACUUUAGGUAUGCCAUAAUCCUAAUUUGCACAUGUAACCUUAGUUUUAAUUUCCUUACGUUUUGAAUUUUUAAUGACUAAGCGAUAAUUUAUUUCUUAGUGUUUUCUUGUAUUGCCAUAUAGACAGAGUGAAUAGAGGAGAGAAACAUGGGAAAUUGAUAGAAGAAUGUUACACUCCUAUUAUUGAAUUUCAUAACUACUUAUGGAAUGAAUUUACACUUGAUAAGGAGUACUUAGAAGAAAACUUUCUGAAUCUGGGUAAUUAAGUGAAAGUAAAAAUAAAUAGAUAAGUAAAUAAAAUAAGCACAUAGAGUACUUUUUAAAGGCUUAUGUGUCCUCUCCUCCCAGAAAUUGAUAUUGAGAUAUUCCUGUAUCAUCUGAAAGUGACUAUUGUUAUUUCUUUUAGAGAAUUAAUUUUAUUUCUAUCAACACAUAUUUAUUGAACAUACGCCAUAUGCCUUGAAUUGAGAGAGAUACUGUGAAGAUACAAAAAAGAUAAAGGCUUGGAAAAUUGUGGAGGAUGUAAUAGAAAUUUACUGUUUAAAAAUUGUUUGUACUCAAGCCUGUUUAGCUCAGUUAUUUAGGGCUUCUAAACAAUAUUCCUUUAUUUUUGAGAAUUUUUGGAGAAAAAGUGACAAGCCCCAAAUCUGGAAAAGAGUAUGAUUGAUUUACAAUAGGAGACGUGGAAGUCAUAAGCCUCUGAAUUUAAAUAUUAAAUGUAGUAUCUCUGGCAGAUGAAACUAUAGAGGACUUUUAUUUAGUCAUAUAUUUUUAGUGUUUGAGUCUUAUAUUACAUUUUUAAUCAUAAAAACCUUGAGUGGUAGUGGAUAACUUUGUGAAGAUAAGUUAUGCCACACAAACAGGAUACUGUGUAUUUUUCCUGUGAGAAUAAUUGACAUUAUAGAGAAGGGAUAUGGCAUAGAUACAUUUGCGUUUUCACAGACUUUUUUUUAAAAUUUGAAAUAUAACACAUAUUAAGAAAAGUAUAUAUCUCAAGUGACAGUUUGGUGAAUUUGUCACAAAUUGAACACAUCCGUGUAAACAACACCCAGAUAAAGGCCCAGAGCAAGCUUUCAUAGUCUUUUGAUUCUGUGUCAUAAUAAAAAAUUCUCGUUAAAACUGUAGAUUGAUAGGAACAUAUUCACACAGAGUUGUUGACUGAGGGAAAUUUCAAAUGAGGUGCUGCUUACUUCUCUCCUGCCAAUAAUUUAAUGAAAGAAAGAACAUCAUCUUAUUUUUAAUGGUUGUGUGGGGAACUGGGUUCAGCAUUUUUGCUUGACAGCCUUGAGAUAAAAUAAAUCCAUAAGGAAAAAGCCCACUUCUGUUUCUUUUCAUCCCAGAGAGAUUAAUGGGCAAUAUAUGAGUGUAAGAUACUGGAAAAGUCUGUUGAGAAACCUAGUGAAAUCUCAUUCUCUGAAAAGUUGGGGGAUUACAGGUGCUAUCGAAUGCAUCAUACCUAAGGGUUAGAUGAAAUGACUUCCAAGAGUUUGGCCCUAUUAAAUCUGUUAAGAGGUUUAUAAUGCCAGCAGGUGAUGAAAUGAAAUUUGGAUGCCUUAGUUUCAGUAUUUUCAGAAUUUAUCAUAUUUUUUCAAUAAAUGUUUAUAAAUCAAAGUAUGUCAGAUGCUUUAUUCCCUAUAUGAUCUGUCUUUCCUGGACUAUUCUGGACUCUUCCUAUUGAUCUCUCAUUUGCUACCUUGAGACCAUUUCUCUCACAGCAGCCAGAGAAAUCUGCUCAUAAUGUAAAUCUCAUCAUGCUAAUUCCUCAGGUAAAAAACCUCCUGUGGAGGACAUAUUCAUCUGGUAAUGUUGGAAGAAGACCCUACCAUAUGGCUUUCUGCAAAAAAGACCACUAUACUACCUGUUUGGAAUACAAAAAGUAACUGACUGAAAUUACUGGACAGGAAGAACAGAUGCUAGUUGAGAAAGAGAAGAGGGGAGCUGGGAGCCUGAGGAGAAGGCUUUUAGUCUAGGGCUAAGUGCAGUAGGUAUAGGGAAGGACAGUAAGGUAGGGCAGGGAUGUCAGUGGGAAAACUAUGGGUCUCUUCACCAGGAAAACUGGAAAAUUGAAGCUAGGGAAACCUUGGCCACUGAAGAGAGUGGAAGAAUCCUGCAAGGGAAAGAGCCAAGAAAGGGUACCCAGAUUCUGUCUGAAAUCUGAAUAAUUCCUGUGUGUCACAGACUCAGAGCAGCCAAAUGAAGGGCAAAAGAUCUGAACUGAAACUGGAGUUGCUGCCCAAUAAACAGAACAGUUCAAGUUAAGCAAAGAUAAUUGCUUCUUACAACAAAACCAUUCUCAUUUUAGAAAAAUAACAGAAUUUAGGAUCUUCACAAUGUAACAUUUAUGAUGUUCAGGAUACAGUUCUAAAAUUAUCCAGCAUAGAAAGAAGGUCAAAGAAACCAAAUGCUGGUUUAUAGAAUAGGAGCUUUAGGCCAGGUGUGUGGUGCACACCUAAUCCCAGCAUUUUGGGAGGCUGAGGUGGGAGGAUCAUUUGAGCCCAGAAGUUCAAGACCAGCCUGGGCAACAAAGCAAGACCCCAUCUCUUAAAAAAAAAAAAAAAAAGCUAGGUGUGAUGGCAUGGUGGCAUGUUCCUGUGGUCCUAGGUACUUGGGAGGCUGAGGCAACACAGCGAGACUCUGUCUCAAAAAAAUAAAAAAUAAAAACAAAAAAA
Molecule: messenger RNA, 6581 nt
Organism: Homo sapiens (human)
Lineage: Eukaryota; Metazoa; Chordata; Mammalia; Primates; Hominidae
Gene: RB1
Product: RB transcriptional corepressor 1
Exons: 17
Coding region: 163-1869 (568 amino acids)
Biological process (GO): apoptotic process; negative regulation of apoptotic signaling pathway; negative regulation of hepatocyte apoptotic process
Cellular component (GO): Rb-E2F complex; nucleus; transcription regulator complex
Molecular function (GO): DNA-binding transcription factor binding; enzyme binding; RNA polymerase II-specific DNA-binding transcription factor binding
Source: RefSeq, marked reviewed